This is a messenger RNA of Pongo pygmaeus (Bornean orangutan), 3300 nucleotides long. It is a transcript of the gene SYTL1, whose product is annotated as synaptotagmin like 1. The record is from RefSeq and is a predicted model, not a curated record. Gene Ontology annotation, cellular component: plasma membrane; exocytic vesicle. Bases 166 to 1527 code for a protein of 453 amino acids. Gene Ontology annotation, biological process: exocytosis; intracellular protein transport. The transcript has 14 exons. NCBI's taxonomy places the organism in Eukaryota, Metazoa, Chordata, Mammalia, Primates, Hominidae. Gene Ontology annotation, molecular function: small GTPase binding; neurexin family protein binding.
CUGCUGGCUGGGCUGCCUGUUGAGUCAGCCUUCUUCCCUCACGGCUCUUCUCCCAGUCCCUGAAACUCGGCUGCCAGGGGAGCUGGAGCCACCUGCGAAGGUGUCCUCCCAUACUGGACCCCUACAGGAAGCUACGUGUGCCCAGCUGGGGCACAGCCCCAGCUGAUGCCCCAGAGGGGCCACCCAUCACAAGAGGGGCUUUGGGCUCUGCCCUCCCUCCCCAUGGCGCAUGGGCCAAAGCCUGAGACUGAAGGACUGUUGGACCUCAGCUUCCUGACAGAGGAGGAGCAGGAGGCCAUUGCUGGCGUCCUCCAACGAGAUGCCCGCCUGCGCCAGCUGGAGGAGGGGCGAGUCAGCAAGCUCCGGGCCUCACUGGCAGACCCUGGGCAGCUGAAGAUCCUGACAGGGGACUGGUUCCAGGAAGCACGCUCCCAGCGGCACCACAAUGCCCACUUCGGCUCUGACCUUGUCCGAGCGUCUAUGCGCAGGAAGAAGAGCGCCAGGGGAGACCAGGCUCCAGGCCGCGAUGGGGAGGCUGAGGCUGCUGUGAAAGAGAAGGAAGAGGGGCCAGAGCCCAGGCUCACCGUUGAUGAGGCCCCUCAGGAGAGGCUCAGGGAGACUGAGGUACCUGAUUUCCCAUCGCCUUCUGUCCCCCUAAAGGCUUCAGAUCCUGAGGAGGCGUCCCAGGCCCAGGAAGAUCCUGGCCAAGGAGACCAACAGGUCUGUGCCGAGGAGGCGGACCCGGAGCUGGAGCCCGCGUCGGGGGGAGAGCAGGAGCCGCGGCCCCCGCAAGCCCAGACCAAGGCCGCGUCCCAGAUCUUGGAGAACGGGGAGGAGGCCCCGGGGCCCGACCCCUCACUCGACCGCAUGCUCAGCAGCAGCUCCUCCGUGUCCAGCCUUAACUCCUCCACGCUGAGCGGCAGCCAGAUGAGCCUGUCAGGCGAGGCGGAGGCGGUGCAGGUCCGCGGCUCCGUGCACUUCGCGCUGCACUACGAGCCGGGCGCCGCCGAGCUGCGCGUGCACGUGAUCCAGUGCCAGGGCCUGGCCGCCGCCCGGCGCCGCCGCUCGGACCCCUACGUCAAAAGCUACCUCCUCCCGGAUAAGCAGAGCAAGCGCAAGACGGCGGUGAAGAAACGGAAUCAGAAUCCGGUUUUCAACGAGACUCUCCGGUACUCCGUCCCUCAGGCCGAGCUCCAGGGCCGCGUGCUGAGCCUGUCCGUGUGGCACCGCGAAAGCCUGGGUCGCAACAUCUUUCUGGGCGAAGUUGAAGUGCCCCUGGACACGUGGGACUGGGGCUCUGAGCCCACCUGGCUCCCCCUGCAGCCCCGGGUCCCACCCUCUCCCGACGACCUUCCGAGCCGCGGGUUACUCGCCCUGUCCAUCAAGUACGUCCCCGCCGGCUCCGAGGGCGCAGGACUGCCCCCGAGCGGGGAGCUGCACUUCUGGGUGAAAGAGGCUCGGGACCUCCUGCCGCUGCGGGCAGGAUCCCUGGACACUUACGUACAAUGCCUGGGCUUUCACCACUGAGCAGGGGUGAAGGGGACGGUUUGAGCAAAGGCCUGGAGUCAGGAAAGUUGAGGACACCUUUGAGGAGCUGCAUUUCAGCGUGACUGGCGCCUAUAGGACUUGUUGAAAAGCUGAGGCUGAGGUCUGCAAGUGUCCUUCCGUAGAGAACCUGGGAGGCCAGGCUGUGGGGCUUGGCCGGGAACUUAUAGUUCAGUGUAAGCUUCUAGGGGACUUCUAGGGGUGCCUCCAGGUGCUGCCCCCACUCUUAGAGAGUGAAAUGGAGGUGGGCGGGUCACUUCUGGGUGUCCACCCUGAUGCAGCCAGAGGCUGCAGUACAGAGGUACUGUACUUCUGAGCAACACUGUAUUUUGCAGAGGGGGUUCCCAGGCUUUGAAAACCUUGGAAACAGGCCAGGCACGGUGGCUUAUGCCUGUAAUCCCAGCACUUUAAGAGGCUGAGGCGGGUGGAUCACCUGAGGUCAGGAGUUCAAGACCAGCCUGACCAACAUGGUGAAACCCCGUCUCUAUUAAAAGUACAAGAAAUUAUCCGGCAGUGGUGGUGGGUGCCUGUAAUCCCAGCUACUUGAGAGACUGAGGCGGGAGAAUCACUCGAACCUGGAAGGCUGCAGUGAGCCAAGAUCACGCCACUGCACUCCAGCCUGGGCCACUGCACUCCAGCUGGGCAAAACAGAGCGAGACUCCGUCUCGAAAAAUAAAAAAAAAAACCUUGGAAACUGCUUGAGGAGGGGUGGUGGUGGAGCAACAGGGAGAUAAUAAAAGUCACUGAGCCGGUGAGAAUAGCAGAGCUGCAUUUCAGAGACAUUGUUCUGCAGCCCUGUGAAUAGGAGUUGCAACUUAUUAUUAUUUUUUUUAUUAUUAUUAUUAUUAUUUUUUUUUUUUUUUGAGACGGAGUCUCGCUCUGUUGCCUAGGCUGGAGUGCAGUGGCACCAUCUUGGAGCACUGCAAGCUCCGCCUCCCGGGUUCACGCCAUUCUCCUGCCUCAGCCUCCUGAGUAGCUGGGACUACAGGCGCCCGCUACCACGCCCAGCUAAUUUUUUUGUAUUUUUAGUAGAGACGGAGUUUCACCAUGUUAACCAGGAUGGUCUCAAUCUCCUGACCUCGUGAUCCGUCCGCCUCGGCCUCCCAAAGUGCUGGGAUUACAGGCAUGAGCCACCGCGCCCGGCUAUUAUUUUUUUUAAGAUGCAGUCUCGCUCUGUUGCCUAGGCUGGAGUGCAGUGGUGUGAUUUCAGCUCACUGCAGCCGCAGUCUCCUGGGCUCCAGCGAUUCUCCUGCCUCAGCCUCCCAAGUAGCUGGGAUUACAGGUGCAUGCCACCAUGCCCAGCUAAUUUUUGUAUUUUUAGUAGAGAUGGGGUUUCACCAUGUUGGCCAGGCUAGUCUCGAACUUCUGACCUCAGGUGAUCCACCCACCUCGGCCUCCCAAACUGCUGGGAUUACAGGCGUGAGCAACCUCACCCAGCCAGGAGUUGUAACUUUUAAAGCCAGGAGACCUGAGAGGAGGCUGGUGCAAAGUUCCCAGGGCAGUGAGGGUCUAAGGCCAGGCAGGCAGGAGCCAGGGGACAUGGACAUAUGUGAGGGAGAAUGAGUGGGACAUGGUGACUGGAUGACUCUAGGGAGUGUGAGGGGUGGUCACCUGAUGCCAGGCCACCUCCCGCACAGCUUCGUGCUGCCUGAUGACAGCCGGGCCAGCCGCCAGCGUACAAGGGUUGUGCGACGCAGCCUCAGCCCUGUGUUCAAUCACACCAUGGUGUACGAUGGCUUUGGGCCUGCUGACCUG